Molecule: messenger RNA, 948 nt
Organism: Aspergillus clavatus NRRL 1
Lineage: Eukaryota; Fungi; Ascomycota; Eurotiomycetes; Eurotiales; Aspergillaceae
Product: TDA10 family protein
Exons: 5
Coding region: 1-948 (315 amino acids)
Cellular component (GO): cytoplasm
Source: RefSeq, a predicted model, not a curated record
AUGGCUGAGAUAAUUGACGACAAAUCCCAAUACUGCAUCCCAUUCCUCCUGAAGCGGCUGGAAGCCCACCAGGCACGGUACGGGAAGGACCCCGAGCAUACCCCGCCGUUCUUCCUAGGUCUGAACGGAGUCCAAGGAGCAGGGAAAACAGUGCUGGUCUCAACGCUCCAAUCCACCCUCCGCGCACCCCCGUACUCCCUGCCCGUCGUCACGAUCUCCCUCGACGACUUCUACCUCACCCACGACGAGCAGCAGAAACUAGCCAAGACCUUCCCCACCAACCCCCUCCUGCAGCAUCGCGGGCAGCCGGGUACGCACGACCUCCCCCUCGCCGAGCAGGUCUUCGCAUCCCUCCGUGCCGGCCGUCCUACUGCGAUCCCGCAAUAUGACAAGUCGGCUUAUGCGGGACAAGGAGACCGCGUACCCGAGAGUCAAUGGGAGACGGUAAAUGGCAGCGGACAGGAGAAGAUCAAGGUGAUUAUCUUCGAGGGUUGGUGUGUUGGGUUCCGGGCCUUGGAUGAUGGGCUCCUGAGGGAGAAGUGGGAGGCUGCGGUCCGCCAAAGGGACCAGGGGGCCUAUAAUGGCCGAUUGGGAUAUGUGAGGUUUGAAGACGUGAAGGCCAUCAACGAUGCGCUAAGGCAGUAUGAUGUGUUGACCGAUCAGUUGGAUGCAUUGAUCCAUAUCGAUGCGCAAGACUCCCACUUCGUCUACGACUGGCGACAGGAGCAAGAAAGAACCCUCCGCGCAGCCAAAGGGACUGGUAUGACCGAAGAACAAGUGUCGCAUUUCGUCGAUGGCUACUAUCCGUCCUACGAACUGUUUACCGAAAAUCUCCGAAGAGGUGCGUUCAGACCGGCCGCGGGUUCCUCCGAUGGAGACUGGCAAAAUAGACAACUUCGUCUGGUUGUCAACAGAGAGCGAAGAGUUCAAGAAGUCGUUGAGAUAUAG